AUUGAAGCGAAGACGACGAACAAGUGGAGUAGAAGGAUUUCGGAAUUUGAAUACUUGUGCUCUUUAAAUAUAAAGUGUUUAAUUAAUUAAUUGCAAAAGUUUGAAGGCAUAAUAUAAAUUGUUCAUUUGAUAAAAUUAUGCAAUGAUGGACUUUCACUUAUUGGUUGUAAUUACCUGCAUCUUCCUCGCCUCUCUCUGCUCGCUUCUCUUCAUUAAUAGCAUUUUCCGUCGUAAAACAUUCGAAGAUAUCGUUGCCGAAAAGAAGGCGUUCACUGACAAAAUCUACGCCCAGAGCAAAGUGGCUGCAAAGAAACCAAAAAAACAACAAACAACAAAGAAGGAUCUGAAGCGUGAGAAAAAAAAAUUACAACGUGAACAGCAAAAAGACAACACCGAGCAAGAGGAUUCCGAUGCCCAAUCCGAACCAACAUCUGUAGAUGAUGAGCCGCAGGGUUUGUCCAAAUCUCAUGUUGAAUUCGAUCCAGAUCCAGAAGUGAUUGUUGGUGCCACUCCAGAAGCCGUGCGACGCGCCAGUAUCAUUGAGCGUGAAAAAGAAAAUUCAAAACAGAAAUCAAAGAAGGAGAAGAAGAGCAAGACUUCGGGAAUUUUGGUGAAUAAGAAUGAACCAGUUGUGGUGCGUGAGAAUUUGGUUAUUGAAGAACAAGCAAAUUCUUUCGAAACGAAACAACCUAAAGAUACAGUUGAGUUAAAGAAACACGAUAAGAAGGAUAAUAACAAAAAAGAAAAGAAUGGUAAAAAGGAUAAAAAUGUAGCAGUGGAAAAGCCAAUUUUGCCCGCUAGUGAACAGCAGCAACCACCAGUAGCCGAACCUGUUAUACAACCGCAAGUUGCAAAGGAGCUUAAACAGCAGGAUGAGAAAGUACGUCAAGGCUCACCAAAGGCACAUGUUGCUAAUAAUGCCAGUGGAAACAAUAAAACAAAACAACAAAAUAAGAAGCAGAACAAAGAGACUGCUGCUACCAAAGAUCUUGUACUUGCACUCGAUAAACUUUCUGAUUCAGAUACUAUUGGCGUUUCAUUACUCAUGAAUCUCUUCCGUCGCGCCGAGCUUAAUCGUUCCGAGAUACAAAUACUUAUCGAUUAUUUGUUGAAUAAGCAACAGGAUACGCCUGCAACUCAUUCGGAAUGGUCUGAUGAUAUAUGCCAGAAAUUAAAACGCCAAUUGGAAGAGAAGGAGAAAGCGUUAGCCGAAGAACAAGAAGCAUCGAUAGGUAUUCAAGCAAAAUUGCGUGAUUUACGUACAGAAAUUAAUGCAGAACGUGCCCAAUUGAAUGCUACUGUCAAAAAUUACGUUGAAGCGAUUAAUUCCAAAGACCAACAGAUUGCUUUACUCACUCAGGACAUGCAAGCACUCAACGACAAGUUCGCGCAGGAGCGUAAACAAUUCCAAGCCAAACUUUUAAUUGAAAAACAAAACGGUUCCCAAGACUUGUUCGCACAAUUGCAACGCUUACAAUGUGAAUCGACGCACAAGGAUAAGUGUAUUAACGAUCUGACCUGCUUGGUUAACGCCUGUAAUCAGGCGAAUGAAGAGUUAAAACAACAAAUAAGUCUCCUCGAACAGCAACGUGAAGAGCUCGAACAAAUCUCGAAUAACCGAAUUGUAGAACUCGAAAAAUCGAAAACACUUGAAAUCGAAAACGCUGAACGCCAGUUGGAAGUACAUAACUUACAAAAUGCACACGAAUCAAUCAAAGCUGAUUUGACGCAGGUCCGGCAAGAUCUUGAGGCACGAAACACGGCUUUGGCGGAGAAGCAGAAUCAGCUCGAAGCCUUGCAAGCUAAAAAUAACGAGUUGCUACAACAACUGGCCGGCAUAAACAAUCAUGCUGCGGAACAAUCUAAGGAACAAUCUGGUUUGCAGGCAACAUACGAUGUACUCAAGUUACAAUUGGCUGAGAAAGAGCAACAAUUGGCCGAAUUUAAUACUAAGCAUGCCUCAUUAUUAAAACAAUUCAGCGGUUUAGAAGCGCAAACACAACUUAAUGCACAAACACAUAAUGAUUUACAGAAGUUGGUUCAGUCACUCCAGCAAGACAUCGGUAGUAAGCACCAGCAACUGCAGCAGGUCGAGCAGACUGUGGACAAACUGAACCUACGUGAAAAGGAGUUACUACAACAGCUCCAAGAACAAAAAGAAAAGAACGAUGAUUUGCGUAAGAAAAACUGGAAGUUGGUUGAAGCUUUACAAAGUUGUGAAACAACAGCUAGACAAAGUAAAGCGUCUAAGAGCGCAAAUGCAAGCUUAGUUCAACAGCAGCAGCUUUUCGCAGCUUCACAAAAACAAUCUUCCGCCACAGCCAAUUCCCCAACCGUUUCCGCAAAUGACGAGAAACAUAUGCGUGAAAUAUUCCAGCGUCUCUAUCCAGAAGCAGUUAAAGCUUGUGAAAGCACCGCGCUUAGUGUAUCCUUUGAGCAGUGGGUGGAACAGGUUUUGGCCUCACAAAUAAAAUUAGCUGCAGUCAAUAAAGCGGCUAGCAGCAGUAGUAACAAAUCAACACAAUCUAAUACCAACAGCAGCAACAGUAAUCACACCUCUUCAAGCCACACAAACAACAACUCACAUAAUGAUAACUUAAUCAAUAGCAAUAAUCGUAUUAGUAGCAACAGUAGUGGUGAUGGUGGAAGCAGCGGUAAUGGCAACGAUGUGGAUGCAGUUGAACUGCGUCUGCAAAAUACUCAACUGCGCGCCAAGGUGGAUGAGUUAACUAAGCUCGUUAAGAAGACUAGCAACACAUUGUCAGCUCUUGAAGGGCAUGCACUGCAAGAGCACGAGAAAUGGCAAAGCAUUUUAUUAGCAAAGGAUGAGGAAAUUUCUAGAUUGCAGCACUCAAAUGGAGCGCAGGACAUUUAAUGUCGCAUCAUUGGAGUUCGUUUAGCGUUAGAAAAAUGCAAUUAAGAUGUAAUGCCUUCCAAAUACAACAAUGAGUAAACAAUAUAUGAUACAACAGCCAACUACUUACAUAGAAAAGCGGCCAGUAACCAUAGAAGUGGAUUAUAAUGAGUGGCAUAAUACAAUAUGCCAAAUGCAUGCAUAUUUCUUACAGAAGCUUACAAAAGUGAAACUAUUAGAAAAUACUUGCAUAUUAUCAGCAAACAAGAAUGUUCGUACGUAAGCAUUAAUUUGCACAAUAAGCGAUGAAAUAGUAGCUAAUAACAAACAGCAGCAACAUGAAUCAUUCUAAAAUUAUGUUACAGUACAGUAGGAGAUAAAAAGUAAAAGAUAUUAAAAACAUAAAGUUAAAUUAAAAAACAAACCAAUUAUGCGUGAAUAAAUGUAAAACAAAAAUAGCAAAAAAAUAUAGAGUUUAGUAUAAGCCUAAAACUGUGCAAUGUUUGAUGAUUGAAAGCGGAAGCAACAAAAGUAGAAUAUAUAAAGAUUAAAGCAAAUUAAAACAGCCAAUUACACUGAAUUGCUAAUAUAAAAUGGGUAAAGCUAGUAAUUAUGAAAUGCAAGCAUUAUAUAAAAAAAUAGCAAGCUAGCAAAGCCGAUAAUAGGAUGGAUGUAGGAAAGAAAAAGAAAAAUCUAUUAAUGCGCUGCAUAGCUGAAUAGCAUUAUGCUGUUUGUGUUCCACAAAAAGUCUUUGCAUUUAUACAUACAAAUACAUGAAUACAUAAAUACAUACACAUAACCAAAUAAUGUUAAUUUAUACGUCACAAAAGAUCGUGAAUAAAGAUAUAAUGAACUGUAAACAUUACAAUAGUACAUUAAAAUAGUUUAUUACAAGCAAUUGUGCAAAUUUCAUUGGAAUUCGAAGAAUGCAUUCUAAAUUUUCACACAUUUGAAUUUAUAAUCAACAACAAUACUACACAACUACACAAGUUUAAAUGACUUAAAGUUGUCAGUACAUUUAUAAUGCUCAUGUGGCAAUACCUUGUAUGUGAAAAAAUCAUAAUUUUUGUUAAAGAAAACGAGUUUUCUCUUGUGUAUCCGUAGUUACAGUUUUAAUGCUGUACAAUUUAGUAAAAAUGUAUAAAUAUGAGAAUGAGUUAAUAAACAUAUUUACAUUACGUAUAAUUCUUAAUAACAAAUUCUAUUCCAUGUGUGUCACUAUUAAUUUUUAAUAUCAAAAUCCAACUUGACCUUAGCGCCAAACAAUUUAAUUGUAUCAUAAUUCAAAUUGAUAUUGAAGUAUCGAAUACAAUGCAAUACAUAAGAAAAUAAUAGAAUCUCUCUCUUGUUUUGGAAAUGUCGGUUCGAGAAAACAAUGCGCAGAUCGAGAAAAUAAAGCUGAUGUUGGCUUAACCAUAGUUACGGUUCAAGUAAACUAACUAAAGUAAUUAACCAUUAUAAAGCAAAGUAACGUUCUUCUUUGUUGCAGCUAAUAUAAAGAUUGAAAGAUAUGAUUUUUCUAUUAAUAUUACAAUAUUUUUGAUUUCGAAUGUUUUCCUAAAAUACAAGUUACUUUUAGUUAAAAUGAUACAAACACAUUUUAAAUUAUAUCAUUUAAAUAAAUUUAUUUUUAUUAUUCCAUAUUUAUUACAAGUUUUUCUCCCAUGCAUUCAUUGAGUGCUUUUCCAUUCUCUUUUUCUUUUUGCGCAAAUAACAAUUACAAUUAGCAAUUCUUCUGAAUGCAUUAAGGAUAAGAAGAUGUGUUGUUUAGAUAAUUCUUACAUAUACAUAUAUACAUAAUCGUUUCAUUUACAUGCGAAGUGAACUGAUAUUAAAAAUUUUGGAAAACUUUUAUAUUUCUAUUCGCCAAAUUAUAAGAAGUUUUAACAAUGGCAAUGCAUACUUGGAAUAAUUACAAUGCAAAUAUUUUAAAUGUAUACUUUAUUUGAACUGACUAUUUUAUCUUGCCGAACUAAAGAAAUUAUUUGCAUUGUUGAGUAAAUACGAAAACACUAGACAACAAAAAACUAGUUUUGCAAAGAUAUUACAGACUUCAACGACUGACCGAUAAAUGAACAAAUGAAUAAGAAACGCGCAUAGUAAGGCUUAUGCAAGCGUAUCCUUAGCAACAGCAACAUUUACUUAAGCAUACAUAAAUGAAAUGAAUCUAUUUUUAUAUAAAAUACUUAAAGAAAGCAGAUACAAUUAAGCUGAGCGUACGAGUAUUACAAAUACUAACUAAAGAAACUGUAUGUGGGAUACUUUCUCUAAUCUAAGCAGUAAUAAUAUGAACAAAAAUCAUUACGAAUAUGUGUAAAUGAAAAUUAAAUGAAAUAGGAGUACGAACAGCUUGUUUCUGUAGUCACAAAUUGAAAGGACUAAUGCUGACUUGAGCUUCAAAUAAGUAACUGCUAAAAAUGAAUUAUCCUUUUCCGCUGUUAUUUCAUUAAUUGAUAUUUUAAGCUUCAUAAUUCGAAUGACUGAAGUCAUAAAAUUUUAAUUUAUAUCUAUGCCAAGCAUUUUACUUUAUUCUGAUUUUCUGUUAAAUGUUUGAGAAAAUACUAUUUACAUAUUCCCAUGUAAUAUUUUUUAAAAAGGGUAUAUUAAUUUUACAGACAUAUCUGUUUCAAGCAGCUUCAGCAUUCCGUUUUUUAUUUAUUCAUAAUCAAACACAAAAGGGACAAGUAAAGAUAACAAACUGCUACUAUACAAACAAUAAUAUUGCUUGUCUCGAUUUAAAAGCAUAAUUAACUAUACACAUUACAUAACUAUUUGAUUAAAAUCACAUUUAUUUUUAUUACAAAAUAAUUGGCAAUUAUAACCAAAAUAAUACAUAUGAAAUGCAAAAAAAGCGUUCGCCACAACAAAAAAAAAGAUUAAUAAUAAUAAAAAGUAAAAAAUAUCGAUAUUAAAUAAAGGAGUAAUAUGUAUGCAAACACAAUGUAGGUAAA
Bactrocera tryoni is the source of this 5805-nucleotide messenger RNA. RefSeq names its product ribosome-binding protein 1 (gene alt). The record is from RefSeq and is a predicted model, not a curated record. Bases 143 to 2875 code for a protein of 910 amino acids. Lineage: Eukaryota; Metazoa; Arthropoda; Insecta; Diptera; Tephritidae. Gene Ontology annotation, cellular component: endoplasmic reticulum membrane. The transcript is spliced from 6 exons.